AUGUAUCCCCCCAUGCCCCCCACUCCGCCUCCAUCUCCGCCCAUGGCCCGCUGCUAUGCUCCGGAGGACCGCCUGGGACUCCUCUUGGCCAACCGCCUGGAACUCACCAGCAUCCUGGGCGUCGGAGCCUACGGAGUGGUGUACACGGCCGUCGACAUCCAUACCAAUGUUCUGUAUGCUGUCAAGGCCCUCAACAAGACUGGGCUGGACUCCCGCCAGCUCAAGUUCCAGCAGCGGGAGAUCAAGCUGCACCAUCUGGCCAGCCAGCACCCCAAUGUGGUUUCCCUGGUCCGCAUUAUGGAUUCCGUCGACUGCACCUAUGUGGUCAUUGAGUUCUGUCCCGAGGGCGACCUGUUCUCCAGCAUCACCGAAAAGGGCAAUUUCGUGGGUAAUGAUCCCCUGGUCAAGCGUGUCUUCCUCCAAAUCCUGGAUGCGGUCCACUUCUGCCACUCCCUGGGAAUCUACCAUCGGGAUCUCAAGCCUGAAAACAUCCUGGUCACCGACCAGGGCUUGACCGUCAAGCUCGCGGAUUUUGGCCUUGCCACUACGGAUUACCUUACCUCGGAUUUUGGCUGCGGAUCGACGUUCUACAUGUCACCAGAGUGCCAGCAGCCGAACCCGCGCCCCAUGUCGUGCUAUGAGUCCGCGCCCAAUGACGUCUGGAGUCUCGGCGUGAUCCUGGUCAAUCUGACCUGCGGUCGCAACCCUUGGAAACGGGCCUCAAUCGAGGACUCAACGUUCCGGGCGUACCUCAAGGACCCUUACUUCCUGAAGUCUAUCCUCCCCCUCUCGGAUGAGAUGAUCUGCAUCCUGAACCGCAUCUUCGAGUGCGACCCUUCCAAGAGGAUCACCAUUACGGAGCUGCGCCAGCUGAUCCUGGAGUGCCCCCAGUUUACCCUGAACCCGGUGCAGCCCUGGGCCGCUGGGCCCGUGCCGGUUGACUACGUCAACCACUCAGUCCCAGUGUCGAUCCCCGGCGACAUCUACACCCAGUCCUCUGUCUCCUCGGGGUCCUCUCAGUACUCGGAUUUCUCGGACUCCGCGGUCUCGGACGCCUCCUCCUUCACGGAGGGCUAUCCUGAUGUGGAUAGCGUCUCGUCGAUGUCAUCUCUUGGACUGGAGCCCGAGCUGGACUGCAAGGAUGAAUUCACCGCCGGUGAUAUCCUGGAGCCUCACAUCAUCCCCCAUAUCCCCUUCCACAUCCCCAUCCCGGCUUGCUGA
Aspergillus heteromorphus CBS 117.55 is the source of this 1221-nucleotide messenger RNA. RefSeq names its product serine/threonine-protein kinase. Gene Ontology annotation, biological process: intracellular signal transduction; protein phosphorylation. The transcript is spliced from 2 exons. The coding region runs from base 1 to 1221 and encodes 406 amino acids. NCBI's taxonomy places the organism in Eukaryota, Fungi, Ascomycota, Eurotiomycetes, Eurotiales, Aspergillaceae. The record is from RefSeq and is a predicted model, not a curated record. Gene Ontology annotation, molecular function: protein serine/threonine kinase activity; ATP binding.